ACUGCUGGUAUAAACCCCACCCUUGCGGUCUGGUACGUGUAGCUUCGGGAUGGUCAUUGGCCAAUCCAACGACAAGUCUAAACAUGAACGGGAUGGUGUAGGCUCGCUCACACAGGCCUUGAAGGCACUUGUAAGAGUCGAACUCCUAAACGCUCUGGUCGAGUUUCCAUGGGAGCUCUUUGCUCUUUCCAGCCCGCCCUCCCCCUUUUUUCCCCCAGGUUUUUUGGUCACACCAUCUUUCCCCGCACGUCCUUGGGGCCUUCUGACAAAAAGAUUGCGAUGUUUGUUGUGCCAACGAUCAAGGGCUCGUUGAUCCAACCCCCCGCAAUCACUGAUAAUGAGUUUCACGGUUGGUGAACGGUACAAGUCAAGUUCUCCGCCUUCGCCGCGUCCAAAGUAGCGGCCUGCAUCACGCCGAGGAGUGGAUCGCACAGCAACGGCCACCUUUCGACGUGGUACACCUGGGAUACAAGGCUACACCGGGCUUCGUAUGGCGCCAAUGACGGUGCCGCAGGCCAUGCAGGGCACCAACUCGGUCGUCCUGGCGCUGCUGCCGGGCCAGUUUUAUGGGCCGUUUGCCGGGGCCACGGUGCAUGUCGACGACGUCGCACGGGCCAUGUCUCGGCGCUCAGCCCGGGCGUCUUUGGUGACCGAAGCCACCGGUACACCCUCAGUGGGGCAGCUCUGGUAGGACGAUGCUAUCGGCGUUCCGAAGCGCGGGUUUGAGAUGCGUUUAGCAGGAGGGCUGAGACGACGGACGUUCCACUUCGAAUAUACGAG
This is a messenger RNA of Parathielavia appendiculata, 780 nucleotides long. RefSeq lists its product as uncharacterized. The record is from RefSeq and is a predicted model, not a curated record. NCBI's taxonomy places the organism in Eukaryota, Fungi, Ascomycota, Sordariomycetes, Sordariales, Chaetomiaceae. The coding region runs from base 500 to 691 and encodes 63 amino acids. The transcript has a single exon.